This is a messenger RNA of Schistocerca americana (American grasshopper), 1124 nucleotides long. It is a transcript of the gene PQBP1, whose product is annotated as polyglutamine-binding protein 1. Bases 130 to 1011 code for a protein of 293 amino acids. Lineage: Eukaryota; Metazoa; Arthropoda; Insecta; Orthoptera; Acrididae. The transcript is spliced from 7 exons. Gene Ontology annotation, cellular component: cytoplasm; nuclear body. The record is from RefSeq and is a predicted model, not a curated record. Gene Ontology annotation, biological process: alternative mRNA splicing, via spliceosome. Gene Ontology annotation, molecular function: ribonucleoprotein complex binding; protein binding.
UUUGCAUCUUUCUUGUGCCGUGUACUGUGUAGUGAUUUGUUUAAAUGAGGCUGUGAGAGUGUUGUGAGAGCGAGUUGAAAUUAAUUCAUUAUUUAGAGAGUAAGGCAAUAUUCGAUAAAUAAUACAACGAUGCCUUUGCCACAAAAGUUGGCCCUUCGCCUAGCAAAAAGAGGCCUGUUAUCCACAAAUGACGUUGUAGCUAACAAAACAGCUACAGUACCUGCUGUUGAAGAAGUCAUUGCUGAAGACUAUGAUGGGAAUAAGAAUACAACAAAGGAAAAAUUUGGAGAUGACUUUCUGAGUGAUGUCGAUCUCAAAAUUAUGGGUCACCCAGGUUGUCCAAAUAAAUACAACAUUUACCAUGAGUGUUCUGUAUUUUGUCAAAAGCACUGGGGAGACGGAAUUACAGAACCAGACUCCAAGUAUCUAGCAAAAAAGAGAAAACUGCUGCGUAAACAUCCUCUGCCACAAAACUGGAUAGAACUCUAUGAUCCUGGAACAGGACGACAUUACUACUGGGAGAGUGAAAAUGAUUUGGUGUCAUGGUUGCCUCCGAGUCAUCCGCGUGCUGUUGUUUCGGAAUCAGCAGCUCACAUGCGUGAAGAAAUGAGGCUAGCUGAAGGGGAUGAUGAAGAAGAAGAUGAGGCAAAAGAUAGUGAAAAUGAUGAAGAUGCAGAAAUGAGUGAUGAAGAGGACAGGCCAGAGACACAUAAAGAAGAACUGCAUAGAAAGAAAGACAGAAGGGAUCGGAAUCACGGUCGUAUGAAAGCAGUACCAAAUGACCUAGAUCCAAUGGACCCUGCAUCAUACUCAGAAACACCAAGAGGAACAUGGGCAACUGGCUUGUGGAAAAAGAAUGAAGCAAAAACUGGUGCUGAUACAACAGCUGCAGGGCCUCUUUAUCAGAUGAGGCCUUAUCCUAGUCCAGGGUCAGUGCUUCGUGCUAAUGCUAUGUCAAAGGCAACAGACAAAUCAAGAACUGUCUCCCAACCUGAAUUACCAUCAAAGUAAAAUUAUAAUCUGUGCAUUGACAUAAUGUAAUAAUAUAAUUUAGACUUUUUCUUAUUGUAAAAUAUUCUGAUAUUAUUUGAAUACAACAGAAAUUCAGAUUGUUAGUGCUAAAA